This is a messenger RNA of Juglans microcarpa x Juglans regia, 702 nucleotides long. RefSeq lists its product as uncharacterized. The transcript is spliced from 2 exons. Lineage: Eukaryota; Viridiplantae; Streptophyta; Magnoliopsida; Fagales; Juglandaceae. The record is from RefSeq and is a predicted model, not a curated record. Bases 13 to 552 code for a protein of 179 amino acids.
UGCUGACAUCGAAUGCUGUUCCGGAUAGAGCUUUGUACGAAACCCCUCAUUUUUACUAGCUCUGUUUUCACCGCCACCUCCAAACCAACCCCACAUUCUAAUCCAAAACCGAUUUUGCCUGACAAGAAAAUGGCUGAAAACACCCAAAUCGCUAGCAGUAAAGAAGACCCAAAAGCACCCAAAAGCCUGUUCUCGCUGUUCCCCAAGUUUAAGCUCGAACUCCCUUUUCUGAAGCCGGGACCUAAACCGGAGGUUCGUGUUGUAGAGGAAGUGAAAGGAGAAAUAGUGAUUGGUGGUGAUGAAGGAGCAGAAACUACGAAUCAGAAGCCGGACGUGGUGAGGUUUUCCGAGAGAAGAGCAUUGGUUCCAGUCCCUUUGGUUACCGAGGCGGAAGAGUCUUCUGCGAAGACUUCCAACCCUGUCAUUCUCUGGCAGGUUUAUGCUCUCGGAGGGUUCCUUGUAUUGAGGUGGAUAUGGGCAAGAUGGCAAGAGAGGAGGGGCAAGAAGGGGUCUUCUGAGAGUGAUAAUGAGGAAUCUUCAGAUGUUGAAUAGGUUUAUCAUUUGCUUAAAUCUCAAUGUAUGAAGAAUACUAGAAAAUAAACUCUAAUAGGUGGUUUCUUUUCAUUUGUGAAUGUGAAAACUAGUUGGGUCACUGAACUAGCAAAUAAUUGUUUUCAACUCAUAGGGUUUCAUGUUUACCAA